CAACGAGGGUAUUUUUUCUGGAACUAGUUCUUCACGUGGCUCAGGGGCUGUGCUCGAGCCGCUCAAUACCCGCAGAGGGGCAGCAGGAGCCGAGGGCCGCUGCGCGCCGCGCCUCCCGGGAGAGGGCCCCCCGGCGGCGUCGCGUCCUCCAGAGGCUCGCGGCAGCGGCUGCGCGGGGGUCAUGGCCGAGGCGCAGCAGCAGCAGCAGCAGCAGCAGCAGCAGCAGCAGCAGCAGCAGCAGCAGCAGCAGCAGCAGUUGGACGGGGGCGAGGCGGCCCAGGAGCAGAGCGCGCCUGGUGCGGCCCCACAGGCGCAGCAGCAGCAGUUGGACGGGGGCGAGGCGGCCCAGGAGCAGGGCGCGCCUGGUGCGGCCCCACAGGCGCAGCAGCAGCAGUUGGACGGGGGCGAGGCGGCCCAGGAGCAGAGCGCGCCUGGUGCGGCCCCACAGGCGCAGCAGCAGCAGUUGGACCAGGGCGAGGCGGCCCAGGAGCAGGGCGCGCCUGGUGCGGCCCCACAGGCGUGCGCGCCUGCCGGGGACGCCGCGGGACCGCCCCGGGAGGCCUCGCAGGAGGCCCCAGUGCCGGCUGCGCCCGGCCCGGCUGCGGAGGCCGCCCCCAGCGCCGCGCGGGGCCCGCCGCUCGUGGCGGGGCUGCUGAGGCCAGGGGGCGCCGCCAGCCUGAGGCCAGAGGUGGCCGAGCUCGUGGCGAAGCGCGGGGUCAGCUUCCACGGCGAGCAGAUGGAGCUCGUGGUGGCCUCCCCGGCGGGCAGGCAGGGGGCCUCGGCGGAGCACCCCGCGACCGAGCUGGACAGGUUUGCGGCCGAGCUCGACGGCGGCCUCUCCGAGAGAAUGGUGCACAGCUGCACUUGGCUAUGGCCGUUGCACGACAGGGCUGCCGUCGACGAGUUCAGGAGAGCAGUUUCCUCACACCUGGUCGAGGACGAUGCCGAUGUCGAGCUUCCUAUCGCGCUGAGUGUGAUGGCGAAGCUGUUCAUCCUCAUGCCUGGGGAUGACAGCCUCGUUGUGAAGAUCGUGCGAAACACGUAUGGCAACAGAACUGCCUAUGCCAUAUUUUGGGGCGAGGUCUAUGUACAGCAGCUGUGGCUUUUGGCCAUUCUCGCUGCUGUGGCACUGUCUUUACAGACCGUAUCAAUCUCUCUCGCUGGUGAGGUAAUGAAUUAUGGCACUCUCUUGUGGAUCAGCUGGCUCCUCUUGCGCAUUUGGUCGCACACCACGGUGAUAGGGCUCGGAGGCCCCGUCGACGCUUCAGGCGCUGCCCGCGUGCACGACCAUCGGUUCGACCCAGGAAGACUUUACAAUCGUCUGACCUGGGUGAACGCUGUAGGUGUUGCCCUCCUAACACUUCUGUUCAUUUGCCUGAACGUCUUUGCGGUGCUCUGCUACCUUCAGCUCAUGGUCUGGCUGUGGUACGACUGGGGUGACUGCAUCACGCUCGGUUGCAAGAGCCCCGACGAGAAGCAUGGCUUCAUAGGUGUUGUAGCCGAGAUCUUGUUGGAUGUUGGCUUUGCUCUGGUGAUUGUGAUGAUACGCGCCUUGGCAAAUCUGUUUGGAAGCUGGGCCGCCACGUGGCACAACGUAGAGUUCGCGAUCGACCGAAGGAUCAUUGCAAAGGUGUACACAAUGCUGGUGGAGGCCGUGGACACGAUCGGGCCCUUUUUGCUCUUCGGCCUGUUGUUCGUCACUCCGUGGUCUGGCUCGGUCCAGCACGACCUUCCCGAGGCCGACUGCUCCGACGCGAUGCUCUACGGCCUGGUUGGGAGGAGCUCGUUCUCCUGCCUGGUCCGCCGGGUCAGCGUCGAGAAUCGCCGCUGGGUCUACAGGCGGAUGAUGAGGGGCCCGCUGAUGAUGGCCCCUUUCAUCAGGCUCCUCACGAAGUGUGUGAUCCCCAUGGUCGCUCGCCUCCUGAACAAGUACGAGGUGCCCCCAUGCGGCCCCUGCAGGUGUCCCAGCGACGCCAUUAACGCGCUGAUCCGCCUGGUGGGGCUCAUCUUCGCCCUCGACGGCGAUAGCGUCGGCGGGUUCCGCUUCGUGUUCUCUGGGGACCCGUUCCCCAGCUCACGGAAGGCCGCCGAGGCCCCGCCGCCGGCGAGCGCCGACCUCGACGGACAGGACGCGGCGCUUGCGGAUGGCGCCGAAGGCACCGAGCAGCUUCUCGACGGCGCCCUGGAGGAGAUGAAGUUGAAGGAGUUCGAGGUGGAUGAGGAGGUGAACGAGGUGAAGCUCAGCCUGCUGUUCCUCGUCAUGUUCGGCCCGAUCGCGCCCGAAGGCGUCUUCACCACGCUGCUCGCCAGGAUGAUGGAGUCCUGGUUCGACCUGUCGAAGCUUCUGUUUUUGAAGCGGCGGCCAUUUCCGGACCAGGGCAUGAGCAUCGCUGUCAUGCAUUUCCGGAUGAAGGGCUUCAUCGUGGUUACGAUCGUUGUCAAAGUGGUUUGGUCGUUUGUUUUGUCCCUCGUCGUGUUCGCCUAGCCGGGCUGGUUGUGAGAGGUCAGGGUCUGAUGUCCACCUCCGGACCAUGUGGUGUGCAGGCAGCAGAGUGCACGUGGAUGCGUGGAAGUGUUGGGGAUGGCCGAGCGAGGCGCACCCUGCCUCCCUCUCCUCCAUCCUGCCUCUCUCCCCUCCCCCCCUCGCCUCCUCCCCCCCCCGGGGCUCUUCUCCCCCUCCCUUCGCGUCCCUCGCCAUCCUGUGCUGAACUGCUGCUGCUGCUGACCCUUCGGACGCCGUUGGUGCAAAGUCCACCAGUGGCCGAUCUCCGAGGCGCACAUGCCCGUGAACGUCUCCGUGCCGAUGCUCCGUCGCAGCCGUGCUGAAGAUGUGCCGCAAGUGUCGUGUCUGAAAGGGGAUGGAGCGCCAAGGUGCACCUUCCGACAGGCCUCGUGAGUUCCAGCGUGCUCAGCAGGUCAGUGCUUCGCCUCGUCGGAGAGAAAAAACACUUUCUCUGCGGCUGUUAGCCGCCCCCCAU
Messenger RNA from Prorocentrum cordatum, 2978 nucleotides. NCBI's taxonomy places the organism in Eukaryota, Dinophyceae, Prorocentrales, Prorocentraceae. The record is from the annotation of a GenBank genome assembly.